Daldinia decipiens is the source of this 1989-nucleotide messenger RNA. Its product is annotated as glycoprotease family protein. The record is from RefSeq and is a predicted model, not a curated record. The coding region runs from base 69 to 1595 and encodes 508 amino acids. NCBI's taxonomy places the organism in Eukaryota, Fungi, Ascomycota, Sordariomycetes, Xylariales, Hypoxylaceae. The transcript has a single exon. Gene Ontology annotation, cellular component: mitochondrion. Gene Ontology annotation, biological process: mitochondrial tRNA threonylcarbamoyladenosine modification.
UUAUGCUUUUAACGUGACUUGUUCCGUUGUGCUCUUGAGCAUCCAACAUUUUAUAAAAGUACCUAUUCAUGAGGGCAGCAUGGUCGGUUGCAACGCGGCCACGCUCUCUGGCGCCGGUAUUGGCCCAUCUUAGCCCUCCCCCGCCAGCACAGGCUUUAUCAUGGCAUACACACCAUUUCCUAGGGUUGCAACGAUGCCUGCUAUCUUCCAAGCCCCAACCCCAGCCUCUCCUUACCCUUGCUAUUGAGUCCUCAUGUGAUGACACGUGCGUUACAGUGCUGGAGAAAGACCAUGGCGCUGGCCGUGGAGCAGCGCGGCUUCUCUUCGACAAGAAAAUAACGUCUGAUAACCGGCAGUUUGGGGGCGUGUGUCCUAUGACUGCCGUUGCGUCGCAUACUCAGCAUCUUGCGGGGAUGGUGCGGGAAGCUAUGCGCGCGUUUCCUGACGCAGGAUCGAAAGGGACGAGAGACGAGGCUGCGGGCGGGAACGUAGUCUGGGUCGAUGGUCGGCCGCGCAGAAAGCCCGAUUUCGUUACGGUCACACGCGGCCCGGGUAUGAUGUCGAACCUAUCGACGGGCCUGAACACGGCUAAAGGGCUCGCCGUCGCUUGGGGUGUACCACUGCUAGCCGUUCACCACAUGCAGGCGCACGCGCUGACACCACGACUAGUCAGCGCUCUCGAGGCUGGGAGGCGGGAGAGAAAGCAGACAGAGGGGCAACCAUCAAACCAGGAGAAAGAACUAGACUCAACCCUGACCCCAACCUUCCCCUUCCUCUCCCUCCUAGUCUCAGGCGGCCACUCCCUCCUCGUCCUAUCCCGCUCCCUCACCAACCACUCCAUCCUCGCCGAAGCCCAAAACAUCGCCAUCGGGGACAUGCUCGACAAAUGCGCGCGAGCCAUCGUCCCCGCCUGCGAGCUCGCCAGCAGCAGCAACGGCGUCAUGUAUGCCGCGCACCUAGAGCGCUUCGCUUUCCCAGACGGCCCCUCCGACUACGCAUACACCCCGCCCCCCACGCGCGCGGAAGAGAUCAAGAUCUUCGAUCCCGCGCUCGGCUGGAAACUAACCCCGCCGCUCUCCGAGACCGUCGACAUGUCGUUUGAGUUCGCGGGGCUGAACGGCCAGGUCAUUAAGGUUAUGCUGGAGAACCCGGAUAUGGGGCUUGCGGAGCGCCGGCUUGUUGCUCGGCAUGCGAUGCGCCUGGCUUUCGAGCAUUUGGCAAGUCGGUUGUUGCUUGCGCUUUCUAAGAGCGGGGUAGCGCAGGAGGGGGAGGCGGGGGAUAGGACGCUGCUGCGCGACGUCCGCACGCUUGUCGUGGCUGGUGGUGUUGCUAGUAAUCGCUAUCUGAUGCAUAUUCUGCGCGGGAUAUUGGAUGUCCGUGGUUAUAGCCAUAUUGAACUCGUGUGCCCGCCACUACCGCUAUGCACCGACAACGGCGCUAUGAUAGCGUGGACCGGUAUGGAGAUGUACGAAGCGGGCUGGCGGAGCGAGCUAGACGUCCUCGCUAUCAAAAAGUGGCCUCUUGAUCCGCAUUCUGAGGAUGGUGGUAUCCUAGGAGUCCCGGGUUGGAAGAACGUCGAAGAGACAACAUCAUGACACCCCCUUAGGAAAAAGUUUACCUAGGAUCGGGGAAAGCGAGUCAUCUUGUACGACUACUAUUUGUACUAUAUUGCAUAGCGUGGUAUAGCAUACACUGGAGUUUGGCUACCUAGGGAAAGCAAUGCGAAUCUGGUUGUAGAAAGGGGGUAGAAGGUCUUGAUUCCUUAAUUGUUGUACAUUUACGCAGCGGAUCCUGGGUAGUGACCCGGGGGAAUUCGCCGAGAUAGUUAGGUACUGAGAUAGUCUAUCAAGCUCUGUUUUGCACUCCCCCCUUAUUCCCUACCACAUACUAGCUGAUGCUCCCUGAUAUCAUCCAGCAUGCACUUCGUAAUAAUUCAUCCCUAACCAAAACCAUGAUUUAGUCCAGGGAGCUGGUAACGUUGGUGAACUC